CAAAACGUUUCAUUGGCUUCCAAGAUGUCAACAGUCUGGUCGAAACAAAGCCGGGGAAAAAAGUCUUCAAAAUCAAAAGUGAAAGAAAGGCAAACAAAUUGUAUCAUUGGCUACAACGUGUAAACAAUCUCGUCGGAACGUUGUCAGGGAAAAACCCGUGGAAUCCGAGAGGAAGAAAAAGGGCAAUCGACAGCCAAAGAUUCUACUCUGUGCAAAGCCUUCACGGUGUCGCGGAGAAGAGGACACGCGUUCAAACAAAAAAGAAGGAUAUAGACGCCUCAUUCGUCACACAGUUUUAAGGGACUCGAGAUCUUUUCAUUAAGGCAAAAAGACGCAUCAUGGGAAACCUAAUUGGCAAUAAAAGUAUGGCUUCUGAUUUUGCAGGAAAAUUCAGAAUAAAUGUAAAAAAAAUCACAGCUCCUGUUCUUGGAGAUGAGAUCAUGAAAGUGAAAAAUAAGCUGUAUCUUAAUGAUCACGACCAGACUACUAUAAAGUUCUUAAAAGCUGCUAUCAAUUUCCUACCAAUGGCGCUGGAAGAUGGAGCAGAUCUUACAAAUGCUGUAUUUCUCUUCGCCAUGCCAGGAAGAGAGUUCGUCGUUAACGCUGGAAAAGGUAAUUGGGAGUUUUAUUUCUCCGAAAAAAACCCUAACAAGAUUACUGGUAAAUGCGUUCACAAGCCCUGGUUGACAUACGUUUGGGACAAAGUAUCAUCUGCUGUUCUCCGUUUUGGUGGUACACUGUUAUCCAUUGGAACAAGGUCCCUUAGAGCCUUACCGGGGUCUUUCUAGAGUGACCCUAUCUUAAAAGAUGUUACUAAAAAUUGGUUUACGUAGUAAUGUUGACGUUACAUUCACCUCUUCUUUUGCACGUCCAAUUUAUAUCAGAGUAAAAAAAAUUAACUUUUGACGUCAAAGAUAAGUAAAGAACCCUUCAAUAAGAUCUCUGCUUAUCCUCCGUAUAUGGUGAUUGUUAUGACAACCGAGUUCAAACAGCGCCUACUUAACCUAGUGUUCAAACCCUUUUUCCAUGUUUUCCUUCGCCAUUUUGAAUCGUUGUGCGGAUUACUGCUGUGCUUUUGGUCCCAGACUCCCGUUCCCCGUUCCUCGUUCCUAAUUUUAGUUCUCGUUUAAGUAACCUCCAUCUAAAGUGAUUAAAAGUCUCUUUAAAAGCGUUA
Messenger RNA from Stylophora pistillata, 1174 nucleotides. RefSeq lists its product as uncharacterized. The record is from RefSeq and is a predicted model, not a curated record. NCBI's taxonomy places the organism in Eukaryota, Metazoa, Cnidaria, Anthozoa, Scleractinia, Pocilloporidae.